Messenger RNA from Neolamprologus brichardi, 522 nucleotides. The record is from the annotation of a RefSeq genome assembly. Lineage: Eukaryota; Metazoa; Chordata; Actinopteri; Cichliformes; Cichlidae.
AUGGUUUACAUCAUGUUUAUCUUCUUAUUAGGGUUGGUGUUGGGGCUUGCAGCGGUUGCUUCUAACCCCUCGCCGUAUUUUGCGGCGUUGGGGCUGGUUGCAGUAGCAGGCAUGGGGUGUGGGGUGUUGGUGGGGCAUGGAGGAUCUUUCUUAUCUUUAAUUUUAUUCUUGAUCUAUUUGGGGGGGAUGUUGGUAGUGUUUGCAUAUUCGGCAGCGCUAGCUGCUGAGCCUUAUCCGGAGGGCUGAGGGAGUUGGCCUGUUCUAGGGGUUAUAAUGGCUUAUGUACUAGGGGUGUGUGUGGCAGCGGGUUUAUUUUGAGGGGGGUGAUAUGAGGGGGCUUGAGUUUCAGCCGACGAAUUUGCUGAAUUUUCGGUUUUUCGGGGGGAUAUUGGAGGGGUAGCUUUGAUGUAUUCGGCUGGCGGGGGCGUUUUGGUAAUAGGGGCUUGAGUGUUGUUGUUAACGUUGCUUGUGGUGUUGGAGUUAACACGGGGCUUAAGUCGGGGGGCUCUUCGAGCUGUUUAA